GGAUCUGCGCCGCCCACUGCUUGAUGUUCUGCAGGUGCUGUAUGCCAGCCAGCCCGAGGAAAGCAUCGGCGUCGAUGCCGAACACGUCGAGGGCCCAGCGGAACAGCUUCGGGUUGGUGUUGCCCAUGGCCAUCCGGACGUCAGCCGCCGUGAUGCCCCUCCGCUGCUGGUGGGCCCGCACGACGAUGUCGACCAUACGACGCGCAUCGUCCAGCCCACACUGAGUCGACGGAUCAUACCUGGGUGACACCACGGUUGGGUGGAUGACCACACCCGCCCAUCGGUGUUUGCGCCUACUUGGUGAAUCGUCCGUAGAGUGUGCUGUUUUCGCCGUCCGGCAGCGACUUGGCCGCCGCCUGCGUCAUAGUCACCGUAACGCCGCGGGUCUGCUGGACAAUCGACAACAACUGAAACAACACGCCACCACACGACGGCGGAAGGAUGCAGCGAUGCACCAUGGCAUUUAACCUCUCUCGUGUCUGUACCCACCUGAUCAUCCUCUACGUCGCCCGUCUUGAGCAUGGGCUCGAUGGCGUCCAAGCGGGCCAUCUCGGCCGCCUUCUCGUGAUCUAUUCCCUCCAACUCCCCCAGCAGAUUCUUCCCCAUACCCACCACACCGCCACCGGCACCGCUAUCGUCACCGAUGUCGUCCAUAAUGCCACCGUCCCCCGCGCCGCCGGCCCGGGGCCGCUUGGUCGACGGGUUGUUCACCAGCCGGCCAAACCAGUAGCUGACGCACACAAAUCGCCGCACACUUCGACAAACAGUGCCCAUCUUGGCUCGGCACUGCGUCUGCCUGCCUCACCUGUACGCCAGGUCACUUUGGUUGGACUCGUGUAGGGUGAUGGCAUCGAUCUCUCCACGCUCGUAGCCCUGCAACUGCUCUACCAUCCUAAACCACACCAAACCACGUCCACACACAGCGGCAGAACACAUGAGUCAGUGACGCAUCCCGUCGCUCUCCUCCUCUUUGCUUACAUGCUGAACACAGGAGGGUACACGGGAAGGAAUAUGCGACCCUCCGAGUCGCGCAGCACGGCCCUGUCGAAGCGGCCGUCGAACAGGGUGGCCAUCACGGUGCCCUUGGCCGCACAGAGGGCCGACCGCUUCACACCGCGAAGAAGCUCCCCGCUCACGUUGAUGUCGAUCUUGUCGUCCAUCCUCUCUGCCGGCAGCUGCGUGACGUCUGCAGUGCCGCCCAUCGCUGUGACCCUCUCGCUGAUCUCUCUGUCGAUUUUGUCAGCCUCCUCGAUGAUGAGGGCCGCCUGCUGUCGGACUGCGGCGAGCUGAGAGGGGAGGCCGCCGCCAUCGCCACCAUCUGGCGACGGCGAGGGCUCUUUGCGCUUGUAUCCGCCGCUCAU
Vitrella brassicaformis is the source of this 1361-nucleotide messenger RNA. The record is from the annotation of a GenBank genome assembly. Lineage: Eukaryota; Vitrellaceae.